AUGAUGGAUGUCAUCUUCGGAGCCGGCUCAAUCGGCUAUACUGGCCGCGAUUCCCCUGAAGACGUCGUCCAGAUCCUUGACCUACUGCGCCGCGAGGGGGUCUCACGCAUCGACACGGCACAGGGGUACGGGGCCAGUGAGGAGCUUUUGGGAAAGGCAGGCGUUGUCGCCCGGGGCUUCUCUAUCGAUACCAAGUACUCUGGUGUGAUGUCACCGACUCCUUCGUCCAGGGAGGGCCUCAUCGCUGCGGCGGAGGAGAGUCUGCGCAAGCUCAACGCUAGCAAAGUGGACGUGUAUUAUCUGCAUUCGCCUGACGAGCGAGCUUCGCUCGAGGACCUUCUCGCAGGCAUCGAUGAGCUUUACCGCCGCGGCGCCUUCGCCCGCUUCGGGCUCUCCAACUUCACGGGCGAAGGAGUGGAAGCAGUCAUCCGCAUUGCCUCAGAGAAAGGAUACGUACUCCCCUCCGUCUUCCAGGGAAACUACUCUGCCGUGUGCCGACGCGUGGAGACGGAGGUCAUGCCCGUGCUGCGCAAGCACCACAUCCCCUUCAUCGCCUAUUCACCUAAUGCCGGCGGGUUCUUGACCAAGUCUCCCGAGGAGAUCCUUGGCGGGCAGACCGGAGGCCGGUGGCAGUCUGGCACGAGGUUGGGCAGUAUGUAUCACGCCCUGUUCACAACCGAAGGGAUGCUCAGGUUCCUGCGGGAAUGGAGUCAGAUCGCGGACGAGGCAGGCAUACCCAAGGCAGAGCUGGCGUACCGGUGGGUCGUCUUCAACUCCUGUCUCAGGGAGGAGUACGGCGACGCCAUCAUUUUUGGAGCCCGGAAUCUCCAUCAGCUCGAGGAGACCCUGGCUGCCAUCAAGAAGGGACCGCUGGCCCAACGGGAGCAGGACCGUAUCCAAGCGCUCUGGAAGGAUGCUGAGGAAGACAGUUUUUUGGACAAUUAUAACAGCUAUAUCAAGUUUCAUCUGUGA
Molecule: messenger RNA, 972 nt
Organism: Penicilliopsis zonata CBS 506.65
Lineage: Eukaryota; Fungi; Ascomycota; Eurotiomycetes; Eurotiales; Aspergillaceae
Exons: 2
Coding region: 1-972 (323 amino acids)
Cellular component (GO): cytosol
Molecular function (GO): oxidoreductase activity
Source: RefSeq, a predicted model, not a curated record